AUGUCAAAUGAAAUAACCAGGGGUCCUGAAGUUGAAAUUAAAAUCUCUGCUAAGGAUUCCGAGCUUGCUACAAGUGAGGGGGACUAUGCAUCUUCAGCGGAUGAACACAACAACUCUGGUUUAAGUGAAAAUGAAGACCUAGAAAGUGAGGAUAGUAGCAGAGAAUAUGACCCAAAAACUGAUGAACCAAAAAGCCCUUCAAAAAAACUUAACAAGGAAACUAAAGGUAGAGAUCUUGACCUGGACCUGUCAGAUGGAGGGGAUCUAGAAAAUGAGGACAAAACGUUGCUGGGAAAUAGCAAAGUAUCUCUAAAAGAUGACAGCUCAUCUACUUCUAGUGAAAAUGAAGUUGGGUUUGAUGAUGAAAGGACGUGGGAUGACCUUGGCAACGUACCAAGCCUUAAAGGGGUUUAUGAAAGCAAGUUUGCCAACAAGGAGUUUAUUCCAUCGGAAUAUACCAGCAAAAGCCCUACAGACAUUCCAAACAAAGCCAUCACUAGAAAAAUGGCAUCAAAAAAGGGAGAGUCAAUGAAGACUGGAACUGCUGCUACCCCUGACCCUCCAGCAUCAGAACUGAUGUUGAAACUGUUCCCAGCAUUAAAGCCAAAAGCAAAGCCAGAAUCUCGGGCUGUGCCUAAAUAUAUACCCGUUCAAGAAGGCCCAGGAGAUUCUGCUCGAUCACAGCUCUUGAAAGAAAAACUGGUUGAAUUGGAAACCGAGAUUGAACGAUUUAAGAUGGAGAAUGCUUCGCUGGCAAGACUACGUGAGGACAAGGAAAAAACUUUGGAAACUCUCAAAAAAGAAGUUGCGGACUUUGAACAGCAAAAAGCCAAGGAGUUAGCCAGGAUUGAAGAGUAUAAAAAGGAAGAAAUGAAAAAACUCCAGAAAGAGCGGAAAGUGUUUGAAAAAUAUGCCAGUGUAGCACGGGCGAUGCCUGACAAGAAGGAACGAGAGGAGAUCCAGGUGAGAGCCAUAGGCUGGCUGUCCAGGUAUUGCAAUCUAAGGAGGAGAUGUUGGGGCCCUUUUGUUACUAUUGGCAUGUAA
This is a messenger RNA of Staurois parvus, 1044 nucleotides long. NCBI's taxonomy places the organism in Eukaryota, Metazoa, Chordata, Amphibia, Anura, Ranidae. The record is from the annotation of a GenBank genome assembly.